GGUGCUGUGUUGUGUCGCCUCCAGGCUGCCAGAGAAGAAGAAGUUACGGAAGUGGAGUUCUAAACAGAUCCCGUUGGACCAGAACCAGCGCAGAUCUUCCUCCUCCCUCGAACCAUCGCACCUCGGCCGGACCGUGACUCAGCAGGACGAUGGGGACCAGAGAUGACGAGUAUGAUUAUCUGUUCAAAGUUGUCCUCAUCGGGGACUCUGGCGUGGGGAAGAGUAACCUGCUGUCCCGCUUCACCCGGAACGAGUUCAACCUGGAGAGUAAGAGCACCAUCGGCGUGGAGUUCGCCACACGCAGCAUCCAAGUGGACGGCAAGACGGUGAAGGCCCAGAUCUGGGACACGGCCGGACAGGAGCGCUACCGGGCCAUCACAUCAGCGUACUACCGCGGGGCGGUGGGCGCUCUCCUGGUCUACGACAUCGCCAAGCACCUGACCUACGAGAACGUGGAGCGCUGGCUGAAGGAGCUGAGGGACCACGCCGACAGCAACAUCGUCAUCAUGCUGGUGGGGAACAAGAGCGACCUGCGCCACCUGAGGGCGGUGCCCACCGACGAGGCCCGGGCGUUCGCUGAGAAGAACGGUUUGUCCUUCCUGGAGACGUCGGCUCUGGACUCCACCAACGUUGAGACGGCCUUCCAGACCAUUCUGACAGAGAUCUACCGUAUCGUGUCUCAGAAGCAGAUGUCCGAGCGCCAGGAGAGCGACAUGUCCCCGAGCAACAACGUGGUGAACAUCCAGGUGCAGCCCACUGAGAACAAACCAAAGAUGCAGUGCUGUCAGAACAUCUAGCCCGGCCGCGGUAGGCUGCUGCUACCCCCCCCCCCUUCCCUCCCACCCCCCCUCCCCCAGCUCCUGGCUCACCCCCCCCUCCCCUCCCUCAGAAAAUAGACUGCCUUGGUGCACCGUGAGUCGUGGAGUUCGGGUCGCGGCCUCGUCACUGUGGCUCGUCCCCCCCGCUCUGCACCUGCCUCCCCCACCCCCCCCCCCCCCUGCCCUAGGUGAAUAUAUCCCAGUAUAAGAAGAAGUAACCGCGUGGGGUGGCCCCCCCCAGCAGAGCCCUCUGUCUUUAGGUGUCUGCAGGCAGCGAGCAGUUCAUCUCACUUUAGAUUUCAUUACUGUAGAAGCGCUGACACGUCACAAAAUGUCUUAAUCUAUGAAUGUGACUCGUUUCCUUUCUGCUCCGCUUGAUUCUCCACUGUCUCCUAUCAUAUCUGAUAUUAGGUAUAUAUGACUUUAAAGCACAUCCGAGUUGCUCUUCAGUGUUUCCCUAUAUACAAGCUUCUCCUGUCAUUUUAGCCCCCCCCCCCCCUCUUUAGUGCAAUGUACUGUUUUGAAACUCGUGGAUUUAUCGGGCACAGUGUAGACGUGGGCUCUGGUAGUAUCAUGGAUCUGAUCGCUGUGAAUAUGACGCUAGUGACACGUAGAAUCUUUUGCUUUGUGGAGCUCGGGUUUGCCGGCGGCAGGUCAGAGGUCAGAGGUCAGAGGUCAGCCGGCCCUCUGCUGUGCUGCUUGUUUUUAUAAAGCUAAAGAUCUGGACUCUGAACACGACCCCUGUGCGUUGGGAUGUCCCUGUCGUCCUCCUGUCAGUCUCCGUGUGGAAGGACGUCCUGAUUGGAGACACUCGUCAGGCCGUCCUGCCCAACAGAAGAGAAUGCAUCUUCUUCACAUGACUACAACUAUGCAGAAACUAGCACAUGGAUGUUCGGAUCUUUUCCCCUUAGCGCACUUCUUUAGCAAAUGAAGGAAAGACACAGCUGAAGUAUUCUCCUUUGACAUUCCUCUGAAACUCGAUAACACUAUAGUCCAACAUCUCCAGUAGGUUAGUUCUGUUUGCAUGGAUCCACAGACGAGUGGCUGGGACGCACUGAGCACGCAGGUUGGAUUUCAUGAGCGUAAACGUGUCAAGAUCUUGCACUGAACCUUAAUAGUGGAUCUAGUAAACACGCCUCCCGGUCCCGGGUUAGAUUGACUCACAGGGAGAACAUGGACCUCGGAGGUUCCACUGUUCACGACCCAGAUGGUGUUUAGUUCUGUGGAGCUCGAGUCUCCAGAGUCUUUCCUGAAGUCUUCAGACGAAGGACUUGAGACUGAGCUGACUCUCACCAGCGUCUGGUCUCAGUGCCCCCCCCCCCCCACCGCUCGUCCCUGUCUCUCAUUCCCCCGCUACCACCCCCCCGUCAUCCUGCCUCGUCCCUGUCACGUGAAGCCUACAUACACCGAGCUGCCUCUGACUUCAACACAAUGCAUGGCUUUCUGUAUGACUGCAACUCCCAUGUUGCAUCGCCUUAUGUAUCUAACAUGUUCAUUACUGUCCAUGAACUCUGCUGCGGGCGUGGCUUGGCUGGCGAGGGGGGCGUGUCCUCCCGCCGCUCGCCACCUUCUCGUCAGAACCCCGGGAGCGUGCUCUGUUGACUCCAGGUUGUGUAGCCGUGUCCGUGUGUGAUGGUGUUAGCAGACGUAGCGAUGCCUGAGCGUGUGUGUGUAGAGGCAGAGGGCGGCCGGCAGCUCUGGAGUGUGUGAGCCGGGCCGGCAGCUCUGGGGUGUGAGAGCCGGGCCGGCUGCUCUGGGGUGUGUGAGCCGGGCCGGCUGCUCUGGGGUGUGUGAGCCGGGCCGGCAGCUCUGGGGUGUGUGAGCUGGGCCGGCUGCUCUGGGGUGUGUGAGCCGGGCCGGCUGCUCUGGGGUGUGUGAGCCGGGCCGGCAGAGCCCGUGGCGUUUCCUGAACAGGCCGAGCCGCUCCAGACUCCAGACUCCAGACUCCAGCUGCUGUGGACAAAGUGAUUCCUUUCUUCUGAAGCAGGUUCCUGAUCCUGCUUCUCGUACCUCCAUUGUUCCGUGUUUUUUUUAAGAAGUGUGUUUUGAUUAUUUCUUUUUUUUUACUAUAUUCUAUAACUGACUGUAAUUCCAGUGUAAACAUGUAAGAGUGAAAUUCUGUCAUUUCAAUGAAUCUGGAAGGUUAAAUGUGAGGGGGGUCAAAAGGAAUGGUUUUAUGUUUUGUACAGAUUGAUAAAUUGUACAAUUGUGUCUAUAUCUUAAGUUAUCAGUUCAUCUUAAUAAAGCGCACCAGUCAUAAACCUUUA
Platichthys flesus (European flounder) is the source of this 3085-nucleotide messenger RNA. RefSeq names its product RAB11a, member RAS oncogene family (gene rab11a). Gene Ontology annotation, molecular function: GTP binding; GTPase activity. Gene Ontology annotation, biological process: neurotransmitter receptor transport, endosome to postsynaptic membrane; exocytosis; melanosome transport. The record is from RefSeq and is a predicted model, not a curated record. Lineage: Eukaryota; Metazoa; Chordata; Actinopteri; Pleuronectiformes; Pleuronectidae. Bases 150 to 797 code for a protein of 215 amino acids. Gene Ontology annotation, cellular component: transport vesicle; axon; postsynaptic recycling endosome. The transcript has 5 exons.